Molecule: messenger RNA, 450 nt
Organism: Cylindrotheca closterium
Lineage: Eukaryota; Bacillariophyta; Bacillariophyceae; Bacillariales; Bacillariaceae
Source: the annotation of a GenBank genome assembly
AUGGCCAAUGGAUUUCUGUAUAAUUCCAAUAGAGCCAAGUGUCAAUCAAGAAUUGAUGGAAUGACGGCGCAGUGCACAUUGAAACAUCUGGAUUUCAAACAACGUUGUACAUUUCCAACUACUUUGGAAAAUGCUGCUGAUGUUUUGAAUCAACACAAACACGAUAAUAGGAAGAAGAAUUUGAAUGGAGGAAAUUCGAAUCAACAAGGGAAACAGAACAAGUCAAACAACAAUCAAAAUGACGGAGCUCAGUUUUUGCAACAACAAACUCAAGCGUGUUUUGUGUGCGGAUCGAAAGCUCAUGUCGCACCUCAAAUUGGGGACAAAUUGAAGCCGUGGGAAAAAUGGAAGAGCCCGGACGAAUAUAGGGAUUAUUUGGACGCAAAUGGUCAUGGUAAUCGACAGAAUAUGCAACGUGGUGAUAAUGAAUUGGGAGAUUCAAAUACUUAA